Impatiens glandulifera is the source of this 1329-nucleotide messenger RNA. Its product is annotated as pathogenesis-related genes transcriptional activator PTI6-like. Gene Ontology annotation, molecular function: DNA-binding transcription factor activity; DNA binding. The record is from RefSeq and is a predicted model, not a curated record. Lineage: Eukaryota; Viridiplantae; Streptophyta; Magnoliopsida; Ericales; Balsaminaceae. Gene Ontology annotation, biological process: regulation of DNA-templated transcription. The transcript has a single exon. Bases 178 to 1200 code for a protein of 340 amino acids.
UAUUCCUUUCUGCAUCUAUUUUCAAGCUUCUAUUUGACGAUUCUUCUUCCUCACUCUGUUUUUCAUCCAUCCAUCUUUAUUCCCUUCAAUUGCCUUAGAAGGGUAAUCUUCAUUUUGACUUUUUCUCUCUGGAUUUUUUAUGGUCUCUGAAUAGUUUCAGAGAGUAAUCGAGAGAGUAUGGAAGAGGUUAAAAAUCCCUGUAUGCCGAUCAAGUUCACUGAGCACAAAACCGUUAUCAGAAAACCCAUCAAAUCGAAAGGAAGGACAUGGUCGGAGAAGAGAGUUGUGAGAGUAUCCGUCGUCGAUCCUUAUGCUACCGAUUCAUCCGACGACGAUGAGAAGGGGGGUGAUUUUAUCCCCCGGAAGAGGGUGAAGAAGUAUAUCAGUGAAGUAACCAUCGAGCCUAUUUCUAAUGGGAAAAAAACCGUCAGGAAACCAGCCAAGGCUGCGACGGCGACGGCGGUGGCUGCUACCGGAAAUGUCCGGAAGUUCCGUGGCGUGCGUCAGCGUCCGUGGGGGAAAUGGGCGGCUGAGAUAAGGCAUCCGGUGAGAAAGCUUCGAAUCUGGUUGGGGACUUUUGAUACUGCUGAAGCGGCGGCGAUUGUGUAUGAUAAGGCCGCGAUUGAUUUUCAUGGUGCCAAUGCUCAGACGAACAUUAUCCGGCCGCCGGCGAGGAAUAAUCCGGAGGCGGAGGGUGGUUGUCAUUCUGAUUCCGGUAACGUUUCAUCUCCUAUAUCAGUUCUCCGUUUCAGAACAAACUCCGACGGAGCUGAACCGUCGAUCCGAUCUGGUCAUGAAGAUGAGGUCAGUAAGGAGAUGGAAAUCGUUCAAUCUGAGCCGAUUCAAGAAAUCCAGAUUCGACAACCCAAUGGUUCUUCUUCACUAAAUCUGGCCGAUGAACCGGAAGGCAAUUAUCUUGCACGAUCACCAUGUUUUGCCGAUGAAAUAGAAGACUUUCUGUUGAUGGACUCGCCGAUGCUAGACGAUUUCUUCGGCUUUGAUUUACAGAACUCCAUGUUUUUGAACGAGACACUUUUUUUGGAUGAUGCGCCGCUAUCACUGACGACGGACAGUUUAACUUCCGACGGCGACAUGGAGAACAUAUUUAACACCGAACCAAUCAUGAAUAUGGAUUCGCCGUCGGUGAAAGAUCUGGAUGAGUUGUUUAAGGAUUUUGGUGAUGAAUUUUUUGGGCUCUGAUCCUUAAAAAAGUGUAAUCUUUGUAAUGGGUUUUUGAUAAUAUGGUGGUGGUACUGUCUUUUGUCUCUGGUUGUUGCUGGCUGGCCCGUCGAUUCUUCGACAAAUUUUGAACCGCUGGCGAGACUCAUA